Molecule: messenger RNA, 1213 nt
Organism: Hypoxylon fragiforme
Lineage: Eukaryota; Fungi; Ascomycota; Sordariomycetes; Xylariales; Hypoxylaceae
Exons: 2
Coding region: 177-1100 (307 amino acids)
Biological process (GO): transcription initiation at RNA polymerase II promoter
Cellular component (GO): transcription factor TFIID complex
Molecular function (GO): protein heterodimerization activity
Source: RefSeq, a predicted model, not a curated record
GGCAACUAAUGGAAUCAAAACAGCACUCUUACGAUAUUCGAUUCAUCUUAUCAGCGAUUGGUACACGUGCCCUCUUCGCGCAAUCAUCUUCCACGUGGCCAUAGAGUCCGCUUUCUUCCGGCCUUGAUACAGUCCCUACUUAAAUCUUCGCGCUCCCAAUCUCAAGAUUCCGCACCAUGGAUUCCUCACGAAAGCGCGCAAGCACCAGCGGUAGCGACGAUAGCAGCAACGAACAAGACCAUCCAGCAAAGCGGCAGCGAUCCACUGACAUCGAAUCCCGCUCUAGUACGCCGCCCGAGGUCUACUCUGACGCGAAGCCUGCUUAUGAAGUUAUAAAUCGUCCCACAGCGGGCGAUCUUGGAAGAGAGGGUCUCAAACGCUCAAUCGCCUUGACGUUGCAAGCAGUAGGCUUUGACUCAGCGAAAAACGAUGCCUUGGAAAACUUCACGGAGCUCGUGGAUACAUACACGAUGAGAUUCAUGAGUGAUCUCCGACGCAUCGCAAAUGGAGCAAGAAGAAAUACUCUGAUUCCUACGGACUUUGAGACGGUUUUACACCAACAAGAUGUCGAGCUAUCAGCUUUGAAGCCACAUCUCAAGCACCCUAUCCCGAAAGAACUUCUCGAGCCAUCUUACUACAAUCCGGUUAUAGAAGACACCGAAUACCUCCAUAAGCCUCGACCGUAUCUAGGCGAGGAGUUGUCCGGUCAAAGAGAGAAGGAGGAGCGCCCUUGGAUUCCAAAGAACUUCCCACCGCCACCACCUCCAUACACUUACAGAUUCACCCCGAUAGAACAAACGCGUGAUAUCUCCAAAGAACAGGCCGAGGCCGAGAUAGCUGCGAAGAAGGGUGAGGUGGCGUUGCGACGAAUCAACCGAGCAGCCAGAAUCAGCCGUCAGAAGGAACUCAAUGCAUUGGCGGAACGCGACUUGCUUAGUAAACAGCGACACCAUACUUGGGAAUCCAUGAUGGGCUCAGUACUGCCCGAAGCUGGAUCAUCGUCGAAAGGUGGACAGGAAAUUGCAGACAAUAGCACGAUUGUCAAUUUCGGCGGCAGGUAUGGUCGCAAGGGUGUGCCGAAGACUGUGCAGAGAACUUAGACUUGACUGGAUGACAUUGGCGUUGCUAGAUCUGCUGGCACUGAUACACAUCAUUGCGGUCCUAAUAAUAGAACACGAGAAUACGAAGACACGAGAGCAUAAUGCCAUCUCGG